AUGGAGACCCCCGAGCCAGUGUCGUCCUAUGAGUUCUCGGGCCAUGGCCAUAUGGGCCCUUAUGCCCAUCGACGGAUGGACUCCCCCCUGUUCCCUUACUAUGCCCAUCAUGCCACAUCGGCACCAUAUUCCCUUCCAUACCAUGCUCCAACCUCGGGUCCGUACAACUUUGGCCAUCUCACUCAGCCUACACACCCAUAUGGUCAUUAUUUCGGAGCCAGUCAGCCCCCACUCGCAUCUCCGAUUCGCCUGACCGAGCAACCACUGCAUUCGCUUCCGGAGAUUCGACCGGCAAAGAAUGCCAUCAAUCAGACAGCCAAGGGAACCGAUUCCCGGGGCCUUGGAGCCAUGGCCGUGAAGAAGGGAGGCGCUAACUUCGAGUUCUCGACGGAAGUUGAUGUCUUGAUGAAAGCUAUCCAGGCUAAACCGGACACCGGCUCAUCCCCUGUACAACAACCGGGCCAGCAGAUUCAGCAAGUCCAACAGGUUCAACAGAUCUCUCAGAUCCCACAGGCCCAGCAGUCCCUGCCACCACUGCAGCAGCUAGCAUCGCCGGGUUACCCAGCCUACCCCAUGUCGCCUCCGCGUUGCAUUCUGAAUAAUGACGGCCAGUUGUCGCGUUCUGGCAAGAAACGCAAGUAUACCUGCACCUUGCCGAACUGUGGCAAGAGUUUUGCGCAGAAGACACACCUGGAUAUCCAUACGCGAGCGCAUACAGGCGAUAAGCCCUUUAUAUGCAAGGAGCCUUCAUGUGGACAACGAUUCUCGCAGCUGGGUAACCUAAAGACCCAUGAACGCCGCCACACGGGUGAGAAACCCUACUCCUGUGAUAUCUGCCAUAAAAGGUUCGCUCAGCGGGGCAAUGUUCGGGCCCACAAGACAACCCAUCUCCAGAACAAGCCAUUCACCUGCCUACUGGACGACUGCGGCAAGAAAUUUACGCAACUUGGGAACCUGAAGUCCCACCAGAAUAAGUUCCAUGCAUCUACCCUCCGCUCAUUAACGAUGCGAUUCUCCCAAAUCGGCGACCAGGCAUCCGUCAAUCCGCAAGAUCGUGAACUAUGGGAGUACUUCGCUUCCCUCUACAAGAAUAGCAACAAGGGCAUCAAAGGCCGAGGCAAGGACCGGCGGAUCCUAACCACCAAGCGGUCCAUGACCGGCGACUCGAUGCACCGCAUGCUAUCCAUGGAAUCGGACGAAGACCCUUCGCAGAUGCGCCGAGGCAGCUAUGAAGAUACUCUGUCCAUGUACACGGGCGGGUCCAGCAGUGAUGGAGACGAGCCUGGUCCAUAUUUGAUGAACCGGCGGUAG
Messenger RNA from Penicillium pulvis, 1311 nucleotides. Its product is annotated as C2H2-type zinc finger protein. NCBI's taxonomy places the organism in Eukaryota, Fungi, Ascomycota, Eurotiomycetes, Eurotiales, Aspergillaceae. The coding region runs from base 1 to 1311 and encodes 436 amino acids. The record is from RefSeq and is a predicted model, not a curated record. The transcript is spliced from 4 exons. Gene Ontology annotation, cellular component: PcG protein complex; transcription regulator complex. Gene Ontology annotation, molecular function: RNA polymerase II cis-regulatory region sequence-specific DNA binding; DNA-binding transcription factor activity, RNA polymerase II-specific. Gene Ontology annotation, biological process: regulation of transcription by RNA polymerase II.